Penicillium antarcticum is the source of this 246-nucleotide messenger RNA. RefSeq lists its product as uncharacterized. Lineage: Eukaryota; Fungi; Ascomycota; Eurotiomycetes; Eurotiales; Aspergillaceae. Bases 1 to 246 code for a protein of 81 amino acids. The transcript has 2 exons. The record is from RefSeq and is a predicted model, not a curated record.
AUGCCACGGAUCAGAUGGCCGUCGAAUUCAUCGAUUGCUUACCAGUUCUUUGGGUUUGGUGGAGAUUCGUGGGUUGGAUCCGGAUGUAACUGUUUCGCUCGGGUCAGAUGGGCGGUUUAUGGAUUCCAGAAAACCAACCAGUCGAAUGGUGAACUGCCAACCUUCAAAGAGUUCCUCGUUCGCGUGGUGAAUAAUCCCCGCAGGGAGUCAUACACCUGGGUCGCGGGCUCAUCCCACGCAAACUAG